Messenger RNA from Ochotona princeps (American pika), 1443 nucleotides. RefSeq names its product prolyl 4-hydroxylase subunit beta (gene P4HB). NCBI's taxonomy places the organism in Eukaryota, Metazoa, Chordata, Mammalia, Lagomorpha, Ochotonidae. Gene Ontology annotation, biological process: response to endoplasmic reticulum stress; protein folding. Gene Ontology annotation, cellular component: endoplasmic reticulum. The record is from RefSeq and is a predicted model, not a curated record. Gene Ontology annotation, molecular function: protein disulfide isomerase activity.
AUGCCGAGACUGUCGCACGCGGCGGUGUUGCAGCCCCUUCUUGUCGGACCCCCGUGCGGAGUGCUGGAGCAGCAGAGAAACAAAAAUCGGAAGAGGGGGAAAAAAAAAUCCCCUGUGCUGGCUCUGACUGAUGCGACGUUUGACGACGUAGUUAAGAGCGGUGAUGUCCUGGUGAAGUUUUACGCACCCUGGUGUGGCCACUGCAAACGUAUGGCUCCCGAGUACGAGAAGGCAGCCAUGUUGAUGGCGGAACGGAAUUCAAAGGUGAUCUUCGCUGAGGUGGACGCUACGUCAGAAACUGCUACCUCGGACAGCCAAGCUAUUCACGAGUAUCCCACGAUCAGGCUGUACCACAACAAGCACCCUGAGAACUAUGCAGGGGACCGCACGGCCGAGGAUAUCAUCGCGUGGCUGGAGAUGAUGACCGGUCCAGCAGUAACAGAAAUCCAAGGCCCUGUGGACGAGAAAGAUGUCAAAAGCGUCGCCUUUGUAGCAGAGUUGAAAUCAAAAGAGAGUCCUCUUCAAAAUAUAUUUGGAGAAGUUGCUGAUAACUCAAGGCAGCUCGGCCAGUUUAUGGUCAUAUACGGCGCUGCUGAAGACAAAAUCUAUGCCAUGAGGCCUGAGGAGGGCACCGUCGAUUUUACCGGCAAGACGGCAGAUGAACUCAAAGAAUUUGUGAAAAUUGAAACCUACCCCACUUUUGGGACCGAUUAAUAGCAAAAAACUUCAGAAAAUAUAUUGAUUCGCGAUGUCAGUAUGGCGUGGUUGUGCGGCACGGAGGACGACUUUAAGGAGGCAAAACAGUCUGUGCGCGAGGCAGCACGCCAGUUGCGUGGAAAAUAUUACUUUGUAUGGCUUGACACAGGCUUGUACAGAGGUCACGCGGAGAACGCGCUCGGCGUAACAGAGUUCCCCGCCUUGGUGUUUCAGGGCUAAAGAAGCCCGCUACGCAUUCCAGGCCCGGAUGUGAAAUCAUCAUUGAAAAGUUCUUCAAAAAUUGUCAAGUUUUUCGAAGACGUAGAGGAGGGCAAGGUCGAGCGCCUAUUGAAGUCAGAACCAGUUCCCGAAACUCAAACUGAAUCCGUGAAGGUGGUUGUAGGAAAGAAUUUCGAGGAGAUGGUUGUUCAGGAAGACAAGGACGUUCUUCUCGAGAUUUAUGCGCCGUGGUGUCAGUACUGUAAAAACUUUGAACCAGUGUACAAGGAGUUUGCGGAGAAAAUGAAGGACAACGAACACCUCGUGGUUGCGAAGAUGGACGGUAGCGCCAAUGAGACCCCCCUCGCAGAAUUUACCUGGGAACACGUACCCCUGUAUUUUUUCGUCAAGGCUGGAGAGAAAUCUCCCAUAAAAUUUGAGGGGUCUCGAACGGUUGAGGGUCUUGAGGAGUUUGUUAAAAAGCAUAGCACUAAGUCGCUCGUUUCUGACCGCAGCGAGGAACUCUAG